This is a messenger RNA of Manis pentadactyla (Chinese pangolin), 2102 nucleotides long. RefSeq names its product sorting nexin-29-like. The record is from RefSeq and is a predicted model, not a curated record. Lineage: Eukaryota; Metazoa; Chordata; Mammalia; Pholidota; Manidae.
AUGGCCUGCAAGGCCCUUCACCACCUCUUCAAGCCCCUCUCGCCACCCUUUACUCGCUCACGCUCUCUCCAGUCACCCCCUCCUGGCAGGGUCUUUGCACCUGCUGCUCCUUCUGGAACCCCUUUCCUGCGGAUCUUCCGGGGCCGUCUCCUUCUCAUCCAGAUCUCAGCUCAAAAGUCGUCUCCUUCGAGUCGCCCUCCGGGGCUGCCCGCCUCCUUGUCCCGACGUUCUGGCCCACGACUCGAUUUCCCUUCUCGGCAUCCGGCGUUCUGGAGCGAUGUGGUCCCAUUCCUCGAGGCCUGGCUCACGGUCUCCGACGGCUGUGGGAGCCCACCCGGCGGGGAGGCGUCCUGUUUGGCCGGCCGCCUCCUGACGCUCCGGGGGCUCUCCCACAGAACCGCAGCCCCGGGGCCUCCACGGCGUCCGCAUUUACGUUCCGGGUCAGGGGGCGGAGCCGCGGCGGCGGCGCUCCACUUCCGGGACGGGGCUGCCGGCGGGGCAAGGCGUGCUGUCUCCCGGACUGUCUGGAGCUCCGCGGCGGCAGUGGCGGCAGUGGCGGCGCGCGGAGCAGGCACCGGCCCGGGGAGCGGCACCAUGAGCGAGCCGGUGUUCUGGUUCUACGUGAAGGAGGUCCUCAACAAGCACGAAUUGCAGCGCUUCUGCUCCCUGCGCCACAUCACCUCCGACGUGGGCCGUGGCUGGGCCUGGCUGCGCUGCGCCCUCAACAAACAAUCGCUGGAGCGCUACCUGCACAUGCUCCUGCCCGACCGCGGCAGGCUCAGCACUUUUUAGGAAGACUGGUCUUUUGUGAUGGAUGAAGAAAGAUCUAGCAUGCUUCCUACCAUGGCAGCUGGUUUGAACUCUAUACUCUUUGCGAUUAACAUUGACAACAAGGACUUAAAUGGUCAGAGUAAGUUUGCUCCUACUGUCUCAGACCUCCUGAAAGAGUCAACGCAGAAUGUGACCUCCUUGCUGAAGGAAUCCACGCAAGGAAUGAGCAGCCUUUUUAGGGAGAUCACGGCCUCCUCUGCAGUCUCUAGCCUCAUCAGACCUGAGCAGGAGACCGACCCUCUGCCUGUUGUGUCCAAGCAUGUGACUGCCGAUGCCAGAUGUAAAAAGGAGCGGACGAAAAAAAAGAAGGUGACCAACAUCUCAUCUGAUGACGAGGAAGAUGAGCAGAACUCUGGGGAGUUUUCAAAGAUUCCUGGGGCAGGGGAGAGCUCGGAGGAGAACUCUGACCGCUCCUCGGUCAAUGUCAUGUCAGUCUUUGAAAGCCCCUUUGGGCCAAAUUCCAACGGAAGUCAGAGCAGCAACUCAUGGAAAAUUGAUUCUGUGUCUCUGAACGGGGAGUUUGGGUACCAGAAGCUCGAUGUGAAAAGCGUCGAUGACAAGGACGUGGACGAAAACGAGGACGAUGUGUACAGGCACAUGUCGGGCAGGAAGUGUGCGGGCCACUCGGAGUCCCCUGAGGAGCCACUGGAUGGGCCCACCUGCCUCUCCGAGAUACACACCUGGGCUCUGCUGCAGGUGCCCCAUGGCGACAUUGAUGUCCUCUUUCCGGUCAGCGCAGUGGGCUCCUAGGCCCUGCAGAUGCCCCCCUUGGAAGCCUGGAGAACGGGACAGAGCCGGAGGACCACAUUCUCCCAGAGACAGACUCUCGGUGUAUGUUAGUAUUCAGAAACCAAGUUGCCAGAAACCAAGAAUUGAAUUGUCCUAUUCACAGUUCUGCGUUUUAUUCUCUCUUAAGGCUAGGGGGGCACCUGCUGAGAUUAAAAGUCAAGGCUUUCCUUCACGUUCGUGUUUGGGGUAGUCUUACAUCACAUAAUGUACAAAGUUGCCAAGGAUCUCAGAGCUUGAGAAGCAGUGUUGGUCACACUUGACUUGCCUACCACUUUACUUUUUACACUUUUGGGCCAUCUCUGGGUAUCUCCUCUAUAAUUAUUUGCUUGAUUUUAAUAUGUGAUAAUAUUGAACAAUUUUAAUAUUGUGCACUAUGUAAGCCAUUUAGAUACCAUAUAUUUGUGAAGUGCUUAGUCUGGCAUACAGCAGCAAACACUCUGUGGGUUGUUUCUUUUUUCAAAUAAAAGUAUCUCAAAGGGAAA